AUGGAUAAUGAAUUAACUUCAACAAUGGAUAAAUCACUUAUUAACCGUUUAAAAAUUCACCUUAAAUCACAGAAAACUCAUUGGAUAAUCUUGUUUUUCGUGGCAAUGGAUUUUUUAUGCUUCAUGACGAUGAUAAUUAUAUCUUUUCUUUGGCCUGAAUAUGAACAAAAACAACAUUGGAUAAUUGAAACAUUAACAAUUAUUGCAUUUGCCAUAAACGCAGUUUUCUUACUCGAAAUAAUAUUAAACUUUAUCGUAUUUGGUUUGGCGUAUUUCACAAAAGGCCCACAUUGGCUUCUCCAUAUAUUUGACGCUAUUUUAGUGUUCGCAACAUUUAUUUUAGAAAUAUUAUUACAUGGAAAACAACGAGAAGUUGUAGGAUUAUUGAUAAUAUUUCGAUUUUGGAGAUUGAUUAAGGUGGUUGGCACCGUUGUCGUCGGAGUAGGCACGUAUGAUGAACGAAAAGAAGAAAAUUUAAUUAAUAAGAAUAAACAAUUGGAACAGGAAUUGGAAAGGAUGGUGGCAGUUGUAAAAGAAAUCGCUAAAGAAGAUAAUUGGAAUGAUGAAAGAAUGGAAAAAGUUUUCCAAGGAAGAGAUGUUGAAUUGGUAGAAUUAAUCUAG
This is a messenger RNA of Cetraspora pellucida, 621 nucleotides long. NCBI's taxonomy places the organism in Eukaryota, Fungi, Glomeromycota, Glomeromycetes, Diversisporales, Gigasporaceae. The record is from the annotation of a GenBank genome assembly.